Molecule: messenger RNA, 1450 nt
Organism: Oryza brachyantha (malo sina)
Lineage: Eukaryota; Viridiplantae; Streptophyta; Magnoliopsida; Poales; Poaceae
Product: 2-oxoglutarate-dependent dioxygenase 11-like
Exons: 4
Coding region: 115-1188 (357 amino acids)
Source: RefSeq, a predicted model, not a curated record
GGAGUGAAUCUGAGAUGUGCAAUUGACAGCAUCAGGCGAUCAACAGGCUAUCCCUGCUGAUUACACUAUAUAUUACACCAACUGCUACCAAAAACGAGAGCCACGAGGAUAGCAAUGGCGGAAGCAAGAACCAUUGGAUCUCUCCCGGUGCCUAAUGUGCAGGAGCUUGCAGGAACUUGCAAUGGCCCUGAUGAACAGAUACCUGAGAGGUACAUCAGGCCAGAAGCUAGUUCUGAGGAGGUCAUCAUCGACGACCACGGUAACAUGGCGAUUCCGAUCAUCGAUCUCGAGAAGUUGCUUUCUCCUCGAUCAUCAGAAGAGGAAUGUGUGAAGCUGAGAUCUGCCUGUCAGUACUGGGGGUUCUUUCAGGUCAUCAACCAUGGAGUGCCAGAUGAGGUGAUUGCAAACCUCAGGAACGACUUGGUUGAGUUCUUCAGGCAGCCACUGGAUGCCAAGAAGGAAUACUCCCAGCUACCCAACAGUCUUGAAGGCUAUGGACAGGGUUUCGUCGUGUCUGACGACCAGAAACUAGACUGGGCAGACAUGCUGUACCUUCAAGUUCAACCUAGCGAUUCGAGGGACUUGAGAUUCUGGCCAACUUACCCUGCAUCUUUCAGGCAUUCCAUUGAUGCAUACUCAUCAGAGUUAGAAAAAACUGCACUUUGCUUGUUGCAAUUCAUGGCCAAGGCCGUCGACGUCGAGCCAAAGUCACUGCUAAGCAUAUUUGAAGGGCAAGCCAGGGGCAUGAGGAUGAACUACUACCCACCGUGCUGGCAAGCUGACAAGGUGCUGGGCCUGUCGCCGCACACUGAUCCGGCUGGUCUGACACUACUUCUCCAGGUGAACGACGUGCAGGGCCUGCAUAUCAAGAGGGAUGGCAAGUGGUUCUCUGUGAACGCUUUGAAUGGUGCACUCAUCGUUAACAUUGGUGACACACUUGAGAUAGUAAGUAACGGAAAGUUCAGAAGCGUUGAGCACAGGGCCGUGAUACAUCCAAGCAAGGAGAGGAUUUCGGCAGCACUGUUCCAGUAUCCGUGCCAGGAUCUCUUGAUCAACCCUCUGCCAGAAUUUGUGAAAGAUGGUCAAGUGCAUUACAGAACAAUAAGUUACCAGGAUUUGCUGACGGAAUACUUCACAACGGAGCUUGAUGGAAGGAAUCGACUAGAUAAACUGAGGUUGGAGCCGUAGCCAUCGACCGACCAUGAUGCCUGUAACGAGAUUCUGAGAAGAACCCUAGCGAGUUGUGUGCACUAUCCUACUUAUUGUUGUCUCUACUAUCUAAGAUAUCACGAACAGUACUGUUCCUUCCCAGCCAUGGUGCAUUUUCAGGCUUAAUACACGAAUUAGUUAUGCCUUUCCCUUAAAAAAAUAGUUAUGCCUGUAAACCGCGCUGAACAUGUUCAAUUUGAUGAAACAGACACGAGACUCUAGCCUAUAUUCCAUGUAAUAC